This is a messenger RNA of Ipomoea triloba (trilobed morning glory), 724 nucleotides long. Its product is annotated as copper transport protein CCH-like. The transcript is spliced from 3 exons. Bases 44 to 517 code for a protein of 157 amino acids. NCBI's taxonomy places the organism in Eukaryota, Viridiplantae, Streptophyta, Magnoliopsida, Solanales, Convolvulaceae. The record is from RefSeq and is a predicted model, not a curated record. Gene Ontology annotation, molecular function: metal ion binding.
AAAAAAGUAUUUUAUUCCACAAUCCUUUUUUACUCUCUUAUAAAUGCCAAACAACCCCUUCAAUCAAAAGUAUCCAAGUAGCUACAAUCCUCUGUGUUUCUUCUUCCUCUCAAUCCAAUUCCUCACCAUGUCUUCUCAGACUGUUGUUCUCAAGGUUGGAAUGUCAUGCCAAGGCUGUGUUGGGGCUGUCAAGAGGGUUUUGGGCAAGAUGGAAGGUGUAGAGUCUUUUGACAUUGAUAUGGAAGAGCAGAAGGUGACAGUGAAGGGGAAUGUGCAACCAGAUGAGGUUCUCCAGACUGUUUCCAAGACUGGAAAGAAAACUUCAUUUUGGGAAUCGGAAGCACCACCGCCACCACAACCAUCAGAAGCACCACCGGCUCAGCCCGAAUCAGCGGCUCCAGCCCAAGCAUUGGAGGAGCCGCCAAAACAGCCUGAACCAGAGCCCCCGGCCCAGCCAUCGGAAGAGCCACCGGCACAGCCAAAACCGGAGCCUUCAACAGCCGUUGCCACUGCUUGAUAUUAUCACCAUCAACAGCAACUUCUUGUUGACAAGUAAAUCUAGGCAUGUGUGUGUUAUCUAUGUGUUUGAAGCAAUUUAUGUAACAUAAUAAAAGCCACUCUUAUGUUCUACAAUUCCUAUGCUUGUUCAGUGUUAAAAUGACAAUAUUUUAGUGUUUUAUAUGCCUCUCCAAAGUCAAUGAAGUCAAAUGGAAAUUCCCAUGAA